Messenger RNA from Drosophila suzukii, 805 nucleotides. Its product is annotated as trypsin alpha. Gene Ontology annotation, biological process: proteolysis. Gene Ontology annotation, molecular function: serine-type endopeptidase activity. NCBI's taxonomy places the organism in Eukaryota, Metazoa, Arthropoda, Insecta, Diptera, Drosophilidae. The record is from RefSeq and is a predicted model, not a curated record.
GCAAGAACAGAAUGCUACUCCAACUCUUUCCCUUAGUUCUAUCAAUUCCCGUUAUAAUUUCAUAUUCCCUGUUGGAUGAACUACCCAUAGCCAUAGGAAAAGUUCCCUGGCAGGCUUCGGUGCAAAUAAAAGGCCAACAUCAUUGUGGAGGAGUAAUAUAUAGUGAUGAUAUAGUCCUAACUAUAGCCGAAUGUGUGAGGAAAACCAAUGUGAAAUACAUCUCAGUGCGAGUGGGUUCUCCCUUGAAAAACUUGGGAGGUAUUGUGGCAAAUGUGAAGAAAAAGAGGAUGCAACUGAUGACUAUACGAUCCAGUGAUGUGGUAAUACUUCAGUUAACCACACCUUUAAAAUUGGGUGGCAAUGUCAGAGCUAUUGAGUUGGCCACUUCAGUACCAUCUCCUGGAACUAAAGUCACUGUUUCGGGAUGGGGACAACUCUCAACCUUGGUUCCCUCAUCGGAAAUAUUAUUAAGAGUGAAUCUUAAGAUAGAAAACCAGAUGAAGUGCACUGUUCAACAGGCUAUAAAAGGAAGAUUUCUAAAUUUGGACGAGAUCUGCGCUGCUCCCAGGGGAAUUGUACCCCUCGCCUGUCAAGGAUUCGUGGGAGGUCCUUUGGUUUCCGACAAUAAACUCAUUGGAAUCGUUUCCUGGCACAACUCUUGUGACUUCCUCAAUACUCCCAGUGUGUUCGCCAAUAUUCCCUGGCUUAAAACAUGGAUUGAUACCACUGUUCGACUAAUAAAAACAUUUAACCUAGGAUUAUAAACCAGAUUGAUGUAAUCACUACUGGUACUUAAGUACCUUCC